AUGGGGGAUCAGAUUGACAACUCUGCCUAUAGGUUCCGGAUGAACACCAACGAGUCUCUCUAUCUCUGCACCACCAGUCCUCUGAACGAGCAUGAGGUCAAGCUCUUGAAACAGAGGACCCGGGAGUUGUACCAAGUGAAUAUGAUCCUCGAUAACUUGCCAGCUUUGAGAUUCGCCAAGCAAAAUGGGGUUACCAUCCAGUGGACUGGAUACCCUGUUGGAUAUUCACCACCCAACAGCAAUGACGAUUACAUCAUCAAUCAUCUCAAGUUUAAGGUCCUGGUCCACCAAUACGAAGGCAAUGUCAUGGAGGUCAUUGGCACGGGUGAAGAAGGUAUGGGUGUCAUCUCUGAAGCUGAUAAAAAGAAGGCCCUGGGUUAUGAGAUUGUUGGAUUUGAGGUUAUUCCAUGCAGUGUGAAGUACGAUCCUGAAAAAAUGACCAAACUUCACAUGUAUGACCCUGUUCCUUCAGUUAACUGUCCCUUGGAGCUUGACAAAGCCCAGAUCAUAAAAGAACAUGAAAGGAUAACCUUCACUUAUGAAGUCGAAUUUGUUAGGAGCGAGACCAAAUGGCCAUCAAGAUGGGAUGCUUAUUUGAAAAUGGAAGGUGCUCGUGUCCAUUGGUUCUCAAUUCUGAACUCGCUUAUGGUGAUUGUCUUUCUCGCCGGUAUUGUCUUUGUCAUAUUCCUCAGGACGGUUAGAAGGGAUCUGACAAAGUACGAGGAACUGGACAAGGAAGCACAGGCACAGAUGAAUGAAGAGCUCUCUGGAUGGAAACUUGUCGUCGGAGAUGUGUUCAGAGAACCAGAGCUUUCAAAGCUUCUAUGCAUUAUGGUGGGAGACGGUGUUCGGAUUACGGGAAUGGCUGUUGUCACAAUUGUUUUCGCAGCACUUGGAUUCAUGUCGCCUGCUUCAAGAGGAAUGUUACUAACCGGGAUGAUUAUUCUCUAUCUUUUCUUGGGUAUUGCUGCUGGGUACGCUGGUGUUCGGCUCUGGAGAACCGUCAAAGGAACUUCAGAAGGAUGGAGAUCACUAUCCUGGUCCAUCGCAUGCUUCUUCCCGGGUAUUGCUUUUGUUAUACUAACAGUGUUGAACUUCCUUCUCUGGAGCAGCAACAGCACUGGCGCCAUCCCGAUAUCACUCUACUUUGAGCUCUUGGCUCUCUGGUUCUGCAUCUCGGUUCCGCUCACCUUGUUUGGAGGAUUCUUAGGCACACGAGCAGAAGCAAUUCAGUUUCCAGUGAGAACCAACCAGAUUCCAAGGGAGAUCCCAGAACGUAAAUACCCGUCAUGGCUUCUCGUCCUUGGAGCAGGAACACUUCCUUUCGGAACUCUAUUCAUAGAACUCUUCUUCAUCUUCUCCAGCAUAUGGUUAGGCAGAUUCUACUACGUAUUCGGGUUCUUACUCAUAGUGCUGCUUCUUUUAGUAGUUGUGUGUGCAGAGGUAUCAGUGGUGUUGACCUAUAUGCACCUCUGCGUGGAAGAUUGGAGAUGGUGGUGGAAAGCCUUCUUCGCAUCUGGUUCAGUGGCCUUGUAUGUUUUUGCUUACUCCAUCAACUAUUUGGUAUUCGAUCUCCAAAGUCUGAGCGGACCGGUCUCGGCUAUGCUUUACAUAGGCUACUCUCUGCUUAUGGCCAUUGCAAUAAUGCUCUCUACGGGAACCAUUGGCUUCCUUACUUCCUUUUACUUCGUGCACUAUCUGUUUUCCUCUGUCAAAAUCGAUUGA
Messenger RNA from Eruca vesicaria subsp. sativa (arugula), 1725 nucleotides. The record is from the annotation of a GenBank genome assembly. NCBI's taxonomy places the organism in Eukaryota, Viridiplantae, Streptophyta, Magnoliopsida, Brassicales, Brassicaceae.